Messenger RNA from Vitis vinifera (wine grape), 4007 nucleotides. RefSeq lists its product as uncharacterized. Gene Ontology annotation, molecular function: hydrolase activity, acting on ester bonds. The record is from RefSeq and is a predicted model, not a curated record. NCBI's taxonomy places the organism in Eukaryota, Viridiplantae, Streptophyta, Magnoliopsida, Vitales, Vitaceae. The transcript is spliced from 18 exons. The coding region runs from base 275 to 3625 and encodes 1116 amino acids.
CAAUCCAAACCCAUGCCCCAACGAAAAUCAAAUCAUUCAAAUCGAUCGUCUGCACAGUGGUCACCUUAUUUCCUGGAAAAACCCAAUCAUCUCUGCCAAACCCUCAAACCCCUAAACCCCAAAACACUCACAUACCGUUCAUUCCUCUGAGAUCUGACCCCUUUCCAAAGCUUCUCAUCGCUUGUGACUUGUGAGCAAAAUCCCAAGUGUUUUCUUCCAUGGAAAAGUGAGUUGAUUGUUGGGUUUUACGGGUUUUGAUUCGAUUACAAAGACAAUGCAAGGGUUCAGAGCCAAGUGCAGAGUAGGAGUUUUGAUCGUCUUAUGCAUUUGGAUCAGCCUCGCUGCAUUGUACGGUCUAUUGAAGCCUGUUUCAAAUGGGUGUGUGAUGACUUACAUGUAUCCUACUUACAUUCCCAUUUCUACUCCUACCCAUUUGGCGUCUCCCAAGUAUGGGUUGUUUUUGUACCAUGAAGGGUGGAAGAAGAUUGAUUUCGAUGACCAUCUCAAGAAGCUCAGUGGAGUUCCCGUUCUUUUCAUUCCGGGCAAUGGGGGAAGCUACAAGCAGGUACGAUCCUUAGCAGCAGAAUCUCAUAGGGCAUAUCAAGGAGGUCCUCUUGAGCAUGCAUUUUAUCAAGAAGCCUCUCUAACUCCUGAGGAGGGAGGAUUGGAUAUGGAUGUAGCUGGAUUUUCAUUAGCCAAUCAGUAUGCUUCCAUGCUAGACUGGUUUGCUGUCGAUCUAGAAGGUGAACAUUCUGCAAUGGAUGGUCGGAUACUUGAAGAACACACUGAAUAUGUUGUAUAUGCCAUUCAUCGGAUUUUGGACCAAUAUAAAGAGUCUUAUGAUGCUCGUGUGAGAGAAGGUGCUGCCAACUCUGGGCCUUUGCCGAAGAGUGUCAUAUUGGUUGGUCACUCUAUGGGUGGUUUUGUUGCUAGAGCUGCAAUUGUCCACCCACAUUUAAGAAAGUCAGCAGUUGAAACAGUUCUUACACUUUCAAGCCCACACCAGUCACCUCCAGUGGCAUUGCAGCCAUCCUUGGGUCAUUACUUUGCACAUGUAAAUCAGGAAUGGAGAAAAGGUUAUGAGGUUCAAUCCUCUCGCAUGGGAAAUCAUAUUUCUGAUCCUUCUCUCUCUCAUGUUAUUGUCAUCUCCAUUUCUGGAGGUUUUAAUGAUUACCAGGUAAGAUCAAAGUUGGAAUCCCUUGAUGGUAUUGUGCCCCCCACCCACGGAUUUACCAUCAGUAGCACUGGCAUGAAAAAUGUUUGGCUGUCCAUGGAACACCAGGUUAUUUUAUGGUGUAAUCAACUAGUUGUACAGGUGUCACACACUCUUCUCAGUUUGAUAGACCCCAAAACAAAUCAACCAUUUCCUGGCACUCAAAGAAGAGUUGCAAUAUUUGCAAAAAUGCUUCGUAGUGGUAUUCCACAGAGUUUUAAUUGGAUGAGGUCACAACCAUUUCAGCAGUCAAUGCAUGUUCCCUUUCAGGAUAAAUUGGAUAAUUCUGGAUCCCAGGUGCACAGUUUGUCUGCUUGUCCCAAUACUUUCCACUGGAGUAAUGAUGGCCUUGAGAGGGACCUAUACAUUCAGACAACUACUGUUUCUGUCUUGGCAAUGGAUGGGAGGAGGCGAUGGUUGGACAUAGAGAAACUGGGAUCAAAUGGGAAAAGUCAUUUCAUAUUGGUUACAAACCUUGCUCCAUGUUCUGGGGUUAGACUACAUCUUUGGCCUGAAAAGGGAAAAUCAACUUUGAACUUGCCUGCUAGCAAGAGGGUUGUUGAGGUGACAUCAAAGAUGGUGCACAUUCCAUCAGGACCAGCACCAAGGCAGAUUGAACCUGGUGGCCAGACUGAGCAAGCACCUCCAUCAGCUGUGUUUCAAUUGCGUCCUGAGGAUAUGCAUGGUUUCAGAUUCCUGACCAUCUCAGUGGCACCUCGUCCGACUGUUUCAGGCAGACCUCCACCAGCAGCUUCCAUGGCAGUUGGACAAUUCUUUAACCCAGAGGAAGGGGAGACAGAGUUCUCUCCUCGCGCGUUGCUUCUUUCUACCUAUUCUCAAAAGGACAUCAUGUUGAAGGAGGAUCAUCCUCUUGCUUUCAAUAUGUCAUUCAGUAUCAGCUUAGGCCUUUUGCCUGUUACUUUAUCUCUGAAAACUGCUGGUUGUGGAAUUAAAAAUUCUGGUCUUCCAGUUGAAGAGGCUAGAAGCAUGGAAAAUACCAGGCUUUGCAAACUGCGCUGUUUCCCACCUGUAGCACUUGCUUGGGAUACUACAUCAGGUCUUCAUGUGGUUCCAAAUUUGUAUGGGGAGACUAUUGUGGUGGAUUCCUCACCUGCACUUUGGAGUUCGGCUCAAGGGUCUGAAAAGACCACACUUUUGUUACUGGUAGACCCCCAUUGUUCUUACAAAGCUAGUGUUGCUGUUUCUAGCAGUGCUGCUGCCAGCAGAUUUUUGCUUCUAUAUUGUUCACAGAUAGUUGGCUUCUGCAUUGCUGUUAUAUUUUUUGCUCUAAUGCGACAAGCACAUGCAUGGGAGCUUGAUCUUCCUAUACCUUCGAUGAUAACAGCUGUAGAAUCCAAUUUGAGAAUGCCAUUGCCAUUUCUUCUCCUAGCUGCAGUACCCAUUUUGAUUUCCUUGUUGCUUUCCUUGCUAACAUCCCAGCUAUUUCCUCCAGUUGCAAGCUUCAUCACAGUCUCAAUAAUUUGCUAUUUGUUUGCAAAUGGGUGCAUUAUCAUUGUAAUUUUGAUUUCACAAUUGGUCUUCUAUGUGGCUGCUGUUGUACAUGUUUUCAUCAAGACACGGUGGCAAUUGUGGGAAGGAAAUUUUCGCUUUACAUUCUUUCAUUGGUUCAUUAAUCUUUCCUCCAGUAUCUUUUCUUUCAAGGUGGUAAGGGCCCUAAGAGCCAAUCCAUUGCUUGUUACAGCACUGGUUGCCAUUACCUUGGUGUGCUUUGUUCAUCCAGCAUUGGGUCUUUUUAUCCUGCUCUUUUCUCAUGCUUUGUGCUGUCAUAAUGCACUGUGCGGUUUUUUUACGGCUUCCUUUCGCAGCCAUGCAAGAAGAAAGGAGUUAAUUGAUUACAUAAAUGAAGGCAAUGGUGGUGUUGAGCAAUUUCAAUUGAAAGAUGAAGGUGAACUCAACCAGAGCGUUCCUCUGGAUGAGAGCUACUCCAGUAGUCCAAACUCUGCAAAAAGCUUUAGUGACACCCAAUUAGAGAUCUUCCACCACCGGCAUGGCAUACUUAUUUUGCAUCUUCUCGCAGCUCUAAUGUUUGUCCCUUCACUUGUUGCUUGGUUUCAGAGAAUUGGGAUGGGUCAGAGCUUUCCCUGGCUCCUGGAUUCAGCUCUUUGUGUUGGUGUAAUUUUCCAUGGUAUCUGUGACUCAAAGCCUGAAUUCAACCCCCUCUUGUUUCCCUUCCCAGUCAUACCUGGCUUCCAGGAAGUCAGGCGGAGCCACAUCUACCUGUUUGCUGGCCUUUACUCCUACCUCUCUGGACUUGCCUUAGCCCCUUACAGGGUGUUCUAUGCUAUGGCUGCCAUAGGGCUCAUCUCCUUCACUUUCAAGAUCAUAGAGAGAAGGAGCAGAGAGAAGGGAGAGGCAUACGUUAGCAGCCGUAAGCAUUCUCAUAGACACUGAAAGAUCCUCCCCCUGAAAGCAAGAUGUAUACUCAAGUUUUGAUGUUGCUAGAUCCUUACAACACCCCUUUGUACAAUCAUAUGCAGUUGCUGAUACCGGUGACAGCAAGUCCCAUGGACAUAGCUCCACUUGCCUGCAGUUUUGGUGUUCAAAGCUUUGUCAACAAGCAUAAUGUAACCUGAAAAUUAGUGUGAACAGAAAAAGAAAGAGAGAAAAUGAAGCUUAUGACAUGUAUUGGUUGUGUCCCCCAUUUUGAGGGGGAAAAUAGAAGCUAAAAGAGGGGGAGAAUCAUUUGUAGUGAGUGCUGGCUUUUGCAAUGGUGAAUGAUGGUGUUGUUUUUGACCAACAAGCUUGGGUUAAUGGAUUACCCCCUUCUAUUGAA